CGGCCCGGUUGGAAGAGUGGAUGGAUGCACGGAGAGGCGUGAGAACUUGUGCAACAUGUUGCGCGACGCAGCAGGCAGGCAGGCCGUCUGAUGUGCGCACAGACGAUGCGGCUGGAUGUGUCGAGUGCACAAAGCAACAAGCGAGCCGAGCCGUGUUGCUGUCAAGGACGUCGUCAACACUCACGACUUCAUCGCUUGCUUCAAACAUUCAAGCCAUGCAUCCCAUCCAUCCACAUUCACUUUGAUCUGCAUUCAAGGCUAUCAAGUCAGACAAGUCUGGCCUCCAUUCGGCGCUUUCACCAAACUUACGUCAAAACAGCAUCGCCUAGCAGCUUCCGCAUUCAGAUCUGGUGCCCAAGUCACAUUCUUUCCAGUUCGCCUCUUGACCCCAUUAGCGCGGCCCCUCUCCCUGUGGGUGGAUCGCAAUCGUCGCUGUGAAGCCGAGAUCGAUACGCAGCGCUCCGCUUGCACGGGAGCGUGAUCAGACACGCCAGAUCCCAGCUGCGCCGGUGCCGGACGGAUCCUUGGCCUCGACGUGUCGGUUUGAGAGCAAGGGAUCAGGCGGUCGAGUGGGGGUAAUACACCGCACCUACAACUUUCACCAAGAAAGCAUUUCUGCGCAACCACUCCCUCUUUGCCAUCAU
Ceraceosorus bombacis is the source of this 644-nucleotide messenger RNA. The record is from the annotation of a GenBank genome assembly. Lineage: Eukaryota; Fungi; Basidiomycota; Exobasidiomycetes; Ceraceosorales; Ceraceosoraceae.